Racocetra persica is the source of this 531-nucleotide messenger RNA. Lineage: Eukaryota; Fungi; Glomeromycota; Glomeromycetes; Diversisporales; Gigasporaceae. The record is from the annotation of a GenBank genome assembly.
CCUUGGGUUCAAACUACCAGUAAUGAAAGGGUUCUAGCCUUGAGUUCAAAACUACCAGUAACAAAAUGGCGGGUUCAAACUACCAGUAGCGAAGGACUUUGGGUUCAAACUACCAGUAAUGAAGGAUUGGGUUCAAAACUACCGUCUUUUUUAGAUUCUAGCCUUGGGUUCAAAACUACUGAAAAUAACUUACCUUUAUCUGAAACAUCUGAAAUUAUUGAAGAUAUAGAAAUUAAUUCUUUAGAAAAUGAAAUAUGGACUAAAGAAGAAAUUACAAAAUUUGAAUUAUUAUAUUAUAAAACAAAAGAUAUUUUAGAAAAACAAGAAGAUAAUCAAAAAUUUGAAGAAGAAAUAAGUUUAUUACAAAAUAAUGAUUUUGAAGAAUUAUUUAAAAAUAAUUGUUGUGAAAAAAAUUGUUUGCAAUCUAAUUGUGAUUAUUCUGUCGCUUUAACUCGAAAUUUAAAUUUUAGAAAUCUUUCUAAAUCUUUUCAAGAUAUAUAUUUAUUAGGUAUUAUUGCUGCUACCAAAUGA